Messenger RNA from Knipowitschia caucasica, 309 nucleotides. The record is from the annotation of a GenBank genome assembly. NCBI's taxonomy places the organism in Eukaryota, Metazoa, Chordata, Actinopteri, Gobiiformes, Gobiidae.
AUGGUCACGCUGCAGCCACUUCCUCUGAUCCUCGGCUCCGUCUACGCGACUCUCAGAGAGGUUUGUCUGGACCUCAGCGACUUCCAGAGAGAGGUUUGUCUGGACCUCAGCGACUUCCAGAGAGAGGUUUGUCUGGACCUCAGUGACUUCCAGAGAGAGGUUUGUCUGGACCUCAGCGACUUCCAGAGAGAGGUUUGUCUGGACCUCAGUGACCUCCAGAGAGAGGUUUGUCUAGACCUCAGUGACUUCCAGAGAGAGGUUUGUCUGGACCUCAGUGACUUCCAGAGAGGUUUGUCUAGACCUCAGUGA